CGGCUGCCUGGAAGGCGCACGGAGCAGGGUCCGCGGCUCAGGUCCGGCGAGAUCAGAGCGCCCGGGACCCCGCGGCCGUGGGCGAGGGAGGCGUGCCCGGGGAAGAAGCUGCAACUGAGACUUGAAGAGUGAGGGACUGGGGUUAGAGAGGGUGACCUGGACGAGGGCUCUGCAAGUGAUGUCAGGUCGACUCUUCAGGUUCAUUUCCAUAGCUUCCUGCAGCCUGUGCCUCGGAGAGUUACGUCCGGUUACUGAGAUCAGCGCUACGAAAUUGCAGCCUGGCUGAUUUGGGGGCUGGGAAUUUGCCAUUCCGCUGUAAAGACACUGUUUGUUUUUGUUUGUUUUUUAAAACUUUAGGUAAUGGGCAGAUCAGAAAGUCAGAUGGAUAUAACUGAUAUCAACACUCCAAAGCCAAAGAAGAAACAGCGAUGGACCCCACUGGAGAUCAGUCUCUCCGUCCUUGUCCUGCUGCUUGCCGUCAUUGCAGUGACAAUGAUAGCUCUCUAUGCAACAUAUGAUGAUGGUAUUUGCAAGUCAUCAGACUGCAUAAAAUCAGCCGCUCGACUGAUCCAGAACAUGGAUGCCACUGCUGAGCCUUGUACAGACUUUUUCAAAUACGCCUGCGGAGGCUGGUUGAAACGCAACGUCAUUCCUGAGACCAGCUCCCGUUACAGUAACUUUGACAUUCUAAGGGAUGAAUUAGAAGUCAUUUUGAAAGAUGUCCUUCAGGAACCCAAAACUGAAGACAUAGUCGCAGUGCAGAAAGCAAAAACAUUGUAUAGAUCUUGUAUAAAUGAAUCUGCUAUUGAUAGCAGAGGCGGAGAUCCUCUGCUCAGACUGUUACCAGAUAUAUAUGAUUGGCCAGUGGUGACAGAAAACUGGGAGCAAACAUAUGGUUCUUCUUGGACAGCUGAGAAAUCUAUUGCACAGCUGAAUUCUAAAUAUGGGAAAAAAGUCAUUAUUAAUUUUUUUGUUGGCACUGAUGAUAAAAACUCUAUGAACCAUGUAAUUCAUAUUGACCAGCCUCGACUUGGCCUGCCUUCCAGAGACUACUAUGAAUGCACUGGAAUAUAUAAAGAGGCUUGUACAGCAUAUGUGGAUUUUAUGAUUUCUGUGGCCAAAUUGAUUCGUCAGGAAAAGGGACUGCCUGUCGAUGAAAAACAGCUUUCUUUGGAAAUGAAUAAAGUUAUGGAAUUGGAAAAAGAAAUUGCCAAUGCUACAACUAAAUCUGAAGAUCGAAAUGAUCCAAUGCUUCUUUAUAACAAAAUGACAUUAGCCCAGAUCCAAAAUAACUUUUCACUAGAGAUCAGUGGGAAGCCAUUCAGCUGGUCAAAUUUCACAAAUGAAAUCAUGUCAACUGUGAAUAUUAAUAUUCCAAAUGAGGAAGAUGUGGUUGUUUAUGCUCCAGAAUAUUUAACCAAACUUAAGCUCAUUCUUACCAAAUAUUCUGACAGAGAUCUUCAAAAUUUAAUGUCCUGGCGGUUCAUAAUGGAUCUUGUAAGCAGCCUCAGCCGAACCUACAAGGAGUCCAGAAAUGCUUUCCGCAAGGCUCUUUAUGGCACAACAUCAGAAACAGCGACUUGGAGACGUUGUGCAAACUAUGUCAAUGGGAAUAUGGAAAAUGCUGUGGGAAGGCUCUAUGUGGAAGCGGCAUUUCCUGGAGACAGUAAACAUGUGGUUGAGGAUUUAAUUGCACAGAUCCGGGAAGUUUUUAUUCAGACUUUAGAUGACCUUACUUGGAUGGAUGCUGAAACGAAAAAGAAAGCUGAAGAAAAGGCCUUAGCAAUUAAAGAAAGGAUCGGCUAUCCUGAUGACAUUAUUUCAAAUGACAACAAACUGAAUAAUGAAUACCUUGAGUUGAGCUACAGGGAAGACGAAUACUUUGAGAACAUAAUUCAAAACUUGAAGUUCAGCCAAAAUAAACAGCUAAAGAAGCUUCGAGAAAAGGUGGACAAGGAUGAGUGGAUAAGCGGAGCAGCUGUAGUCAAUGCGUUUUAUUCUUCAGGCAGAAAUCAGAUAGUCUUCCCAGCUGGCAUUCUGCAGCCCCCGUUCUUCAGUGCCCAGCAGUCUAGCUCAUUGAACUAUGGGGGCAUCGGCAUGGUCAUAGGACACGAAAUCACCCAUGGCUUCGAUGACAAUGGCAGAAACUUUAACAAGGAUGGAGACCUCGUUGACUGGUGGACUCAACAGUCUGCAAAUAAUUUUAAAGACCAAUCCCAAUGCAUGGUGUACCAGUAUGGAAACUUCUCCUGGGACCUAGCAGGUGGACAGCAUCUCAAUGGAAUUAACACACUAGGAGAAAACAUUGCUGAUAAUGGUGGUAUUGGCCAAGCAUACAGAGCCUAUCAAAAUUAUGUUAAAAAGCAUGGUGAAGAAAAAUUACUUCCUGGACUUGACCUAAAUCACAAACAACUGUUCUUCUUGAAUUUUGCCCAGGUGUGGUGUGGGACCUAUAGGCCAGAGUAUGCAGUCAACUCCAUUAAAACAGAUGUGCACAGUCCAGGCAAUUUUAGGAUUAUUGGGACUUUGCAGAACUCUCGUGAGUUUUCAGAAGCCUUUCAUUGCCGCAAGAGCUCAUACAUGAACCCAGAAAAGAAAUGCAGGGUUUGGUAAUCUUCAGAAGCAGUGGUGCAAUCCUUGGCUAGACUUGCCCACUUCACAGAAAUGGGGAACUCUAUCUGAGAGAAAAAGGACCAGAGAGGUCACUGAUUACGUGGAGGUAGUUCACGGGGAUGAGAGCAAUAAAAAUGAAGCUAGGUUACUCUGGAAAAAUGUGGAGGGAGGAGAGGUCUAAUGUCUAUCAAAUCAAUCACUUCUCACUGUGUAAAUAAUGCUUAAUCUCUAAAGAGAAUAUUGCCAUCCAUUGCCGUUUCUCAUAUGAUCUGCCAGUUUGAUGUUUUCUGUUGAUGUAGACCGGCAUUUCUAAUCAAAGGGAGAAAGAAGAGGUGGAAGAAUUCAGUUGGCACCAAAAGCACAGCAGUGACGUGAGAGUUAAAAACAUGUUGCCAAUGUACUUAUUUUUACUUUUAUUUGCAAAAUUUAUGCUCCUUCAAAACUCUUCCAAAGAAUUCUUAUACAUAUUGGGGCCUUGGGACUUAAAGUAGUUUUAAUCUAAUUUUGCCAAUCAUCAGUUACUCAUUCUGAGAGCAUUGUAUUUUAAGCACUCUAGGGCAAAAAUGAGUGUCUAAAACUGUUUUUUGUUGUACCUGCUUUGACUGAUAAUGAGAUUCUUGAGGCUUCCUGCAAUUUUCUAAGCAAUGUAUUGUUCUCUCUCUCUCAAAACUUGGUCUUUUUAAGAGAUUUGUAGUAAUGUGUAAAUAAUAAUUUUUAUAUUUAAUUAUUAACUACACUUAUGACUAAGUAAUUGUUAUUAUAGGUAAUCAUUGAAUAUUGAAGCUUCAGACCAAGAUAAAUAGUUAUGAACCAAGAUCUGUAAAGUGAUGUACAGAUGAAGAUUUGAGACUUUUUAAACUUAUAAAUCAUAUUGAUGAAAAGAUUUAAGCACAAACUUUGGGUUAAAAAUUGCCAUUGGACAGUGGUCUAAAGAUACAUAAGAGUUGUGGUUUACAAGCAGGAUUUUCAAAAUUAAAUCUGUCCCUGAAGGUGACCAUGAUAAAAGGGCAAAACUGCAUCUAUGUAGCUCGGCAUCUCCUUGUCUUUUCAGGUUUGUCAUCUGAUGGAAAUAUUUUGAUAAUAAAUUGAAAUUGUGAACCCAUUACUCACUAAGCUUAUUGUGCCAGCCAUCUAGCUUUGGAAAGCACAUUUCUGAAUAGAAAUGAGAGGCUUCUACACAUCCAAUGGACUUGCUUCUAAAAUUCUAACUCACCUAGAGUUCUGGGAGGGGGAGGCCUAGUCCCUGAUAGCAACUCAGCUCUUAAGGCUUUUAUGUUCUGUUUUCCUGUCCUGUUUGCAAGUUUAGUUCAUUUCAUUACUUGAUUAAUAUUUUACAAAAGGAGUCCAAAAUCCUUAUAUUUCCUAAAAAAACAUGAAAAUGAAGGAACAUCCAAAAUAUGAGUGUUGGUUUUCCUGCCUCUUGAAAAAUGUCCAUUUACAU
Molecule: messenger RNA, 4054 nt
Organism: Lipotes vexillifer (Yangtze River dolphin)
Lineage: Eukaryota; Metazoa; Chordata; Mammalia; Artiodactyla; Lipotidae
Gene: MME
Product: membrane metalloendopeptidase
Exons: 23
Coding region: 361-2613 (750 amino acids)
Biological process (GO): amyloid-beta clearance; protein processing
Cellular component (GO): plasma membrane
Molecular function (GO): metalloendopeptidase activity
Source: RefSeq, a predicted model, not a curated record